Molecule: messenger RNA, 564 nt
Organism: Homarus americanus (American lobster)
Lineage: Eukaryota; Metazoa; Arthropoda; Malacostraca; Decapoda; Nephropidae
Exons: 5
Coding region: 1-564 (187 amino acids)
Source: RefSeq, a predicted model, not a curated record
AUGGUAAUGAGACUGGAAUAUGAUGAUGCUAGAGAUCUCAGAGAUAUGGUGAUGCCUGUAAGUACGCUAGUGGCGGUGACGGCUGUGAGAGGGUCGACUGCUAAACUACCUUGUAUGAUAAACUCUACCAACCCCGAGGAGCCCGUACUACUGGUGCUGUGGUACAAGAACGCCUCCGUCACCCCCGUCUACAGCUACGACUCGCGGGGUCGUGACGGCAAUAUGGGUGCUGCAGGUCGUCCUCAACAGUGGGGAACAGAGGAGGCGUGGGGCGUGGAACAGAGGGUGUGGUUCGACACAUCCACCACGCCUGCCCACCUGCUGGUGAGCGACGUGCGUGGGAGGGACGAAGGCAGCUACAGGUGCAAAGUGCACUUCAAGGGCUCGCCUUCCUGGUCCCAGAAGAUCAACCUGAAUAUCGAUGAUCCACCAGGGUUUCCCAGAAUCCAGGAUGAAUCCGGAGGACGACUGGAAGGUCCCAUCGGCCCCUACGAGGAUGGCACUACUAUCAGGAUGAUGUGCCUCAGCUCGGGAGGACCCAACUAUCUUAACUGUCAAGGCUAG